Messenger RNA from Raphanus sativus (radish), 2039 nucleotides. Its product is annotated as protein OBERON 1-like. Lineage: Eukaryota; Viridiplantae; Streptophyta; Magnoliopsida; Brassicales; Brassicaceae. The transcript has 3 exons. Gene Ontology annotation, cellular component: nucleus. The record is from RefSeq and is a predicted model, not a curated record. The coding region runs from base 164 to 1873 and encodes 569 amino acids.
CUAACUGGCAGCUGUACGACUUUAUUUAGUUUUUAAUAAAAAAAAGAUAAGAAGUUUCCAUUUGUUAGUCUUAAGCUUUCCCUUUGGGUUCUCACACCAAUUGUUCUUCGUCCUCCGCGACUCGUAACGCUCUCCAUUCAUCUCUCCGGACAUUUUUAAUUUGAUGGGAACAUCAUCAGGAUCCAACCUCCCACACCAAAUGCUACCACCACGCCAGCAGCAGCAGCAGCUCCAAACCGUUCUCUCCCUCGCAUCCUCAGAUCCACCCCACCUCUCACGCUCCAGCUCCGGCAUCAUCGUCCGCGAAUCACCAGCCGAGAGCGCCAGCUCUCAAGAGACCUGGCCGACCUCAAACCCCAUCAUCAUGCCGAAGAAGACAGAGAGCAGCGGGAAGUCAGUCACAGUCGCCGACAAGGUGUCUCUACUCGACAUAGCUAGAGAGAGAGUGGAGCUAGUCUCCGAGAGGAUGCAACGUCUACCAGAAGUGUAUCUCGAGGAGUUGAAGAACGGGCUCAAAGCUAUCCUCGAUGGAAACGGUUCUCAGCCCGGCGAAGAGUUUAUGUUCCUGCAGAAUAUCGUUCAGACGCGUUCGGAUCUGACUUCGAAGACGCUCGUGAGGGCUCACAGAGUGCAGCUGGUGAUCCUCGUGGUGAUAAAGACUAAAAUCCAAACGUUCUUGCAUCCGAACAUGAACCUCUCUCAGACCAAUCUCAUCGAGAUCUUCUUGUACAGACGAUGCAGAAACUUAGGUUGCCAAAACGAGCUCCCCGCCGACGACUGCUCCUGCGAGAUGUGUGCCACUAGGAAAGGCUUCUGCAACCUCUGCAUGUGUGUGAUCUGCAGCAAGUUCGACUUUGCUGUCGACACGUGCCGCUGGAUCGGAUGCGACGUGUGUUCUCACUGGACGCAUACGGACUGUGCCAUCAGGGAGGGAGAGAUCUCGAUGGGAGUCUCGGCUAAGAGUGUAGCUGGGAUGGGGGAGAUGCUGUUCAAGUGCCGAGCCUGCAACCGUACUUCUGAGCUGCUCGGUUGGGUUAAAGACGUGUUUCACCACUGUGUGCCGAACUGGGACAGGGAAGCUUUGGUGAAGGAGCUUGAUUUCGUGAGGAGGAUAUUCCGUGGGAGUGAAGAUACCAGAGGGAGGAAACUGUUUUGGAAGUGUGAGGAGAUUAUUGAUAAGAUUAAAGGUGGCUUGGCUGAAGCAACAGCUGCCAAGUUGAUACUCAUGUUCUUCCAAGAAAUUGAGUUGGACUCGCCAAAGAGCCUUGAGAACGGAGAAGGUGGAGGGAUGAUAGCACCUCAAGACGCGUGCAACCGAAUCGCCGAAGUUGUGAAGGAGACACUGAGGAAGAUGGAGAUAGUGGGGGAGGAGAAGACGAGGAUGUACAAGAAAGCGAGGAUGGGGCUCGAGGAAUGCGAGAGAGAGAUGGAGGAGAAAGCUAAAGAAGUAGCGGAGCUGAAGAUGGAGAGGCAGAAGAAGAAACAGCAGAUAGAGGAAGUGGAGAGGAUCGUGAGGCUGAAACAAGCCGAGGCGGAGAUGUUUCAGCUGAAAGCGAACGAGGCGAAAAUGGAAGCGGAGAGGCUGGAGAGGAUCGUGAAGGCGAAGAAGGAGAGGACUGAGGAGGAGUAUGCGAGUAACUACUUGAAACAGAGGCUGAGCGAGGCGGAGGCAGAGAAAGAGUAUCUGUUUCAGAAGUUGAAAGAGCAAGAAAAAAGUGGUGGAAAUGGUGGUGGUGGUGGUGGUGGUGGUGGUGAGGCGUCACAGUCAGUGAUGUACUCAAAUAUCAGAGAGAUGCUGAGUGGAUACAGUGCACCGUCGCCAAGAGUUGAUCCAAGAUCAAACCAGAGAAACCAUUUUGGAUCCAAUCCUUGAAGUGUUUGUAUUCAUGUUCCAGCUUUGAAUCAAUUACUGUUGGAUUUGCUUUGUUAACUGUGAAGUCUUGUAGUCGUUGUAAUUGCAUUAAUGUUUAAUAACUGGUAACUUUUGUUAACUACAUUGACUCCCUCUGUUUUUCUAUUAUUUGUCAAGACUCCCUCUA